AUGGUUCCCACAAUAUUCUUUUUCCUUCAGUUUUCCAGUCUCUUAUAUCUUUUCACAGCUUCUUUUGCUUCCACUGAGGAAGCAACUGCUCUUCUCAAAUGGAAAGCAACUUUCCAUAACCAGAAUAAUUCCUUAUUGGCUCCUUGGACACUAAUUACUGAUGCAUUCAGGGAUUGGUACGGAAUAAUAUGCUUUAAUAGUUGGAUAAACAGGUUGAAUAUUGCAAAUGCUAGCGUUACUGGUGAUUUAACUAAGCUCAAGAGACUAUACCUUCAUUCGAACCAAUUUUCUGGUCCCAUUUCUGGUGAAUUGGGGAAUUUGAAAAACCUCACUGGUAUGGACUUGGCUCGUAAUCAGUUUAGUGGUUCAAUUCCAAUUACUCUAGGUGACUUAAUUAAGCUCAAGAGACUGUACCUUUCAUCUAACCAACUUUUUGAUCCCAUUCCUAGUGAAUUAGGGAAUUCGAAAAACCUCACUAUUUUGGAAUUAGUCGCCAAUCAGCUUACUCUUGACGAUGAUUUGAUCGAUAAUGAUUUGAAUGAUUACAAGAACGAUGGAAAUCAUCCAAUUAAUAUGGAAGAUGAUUCUAUGCAUAUGGAAGACUUUUCAUCGAACUCGCAAGAUGAUGCGGAAGACUGUGGAACGGAAUCACAACCAGGACACUCCUUCACCGACGGAACCAAUUUCUAUUAUGGUCAAACAUUCGCCAAUAAGAAAGAGCUGAAAAUGCUACUAGACACAAUAGUGACGAGGCAGUCUUUUGAUUAUUAUAUGGAGAAGAGCUGCACUAAAUUGAUUAAGGCGAAAUACUUAUCUCGUGGUUGUGGCUGGUUGUUUCGGGCAAAAAAGUACGAUACCUUACAAAAAAAUCUUUCUUGGUAG
Messenger RNA from Capsicum annuum, 882 nucleotides. RefSeq names its product MDIS1-interacting receptor like kinase 2-like. The transcript is spliced from 3 exons. NCBI's taxonomy places the organism in Eukaryota, Viridiplantae, Streptophyta, Magnoliopsida, Solanales, Solanaceae. The coding region runs from base 1 to 882 and encodes 293 amino acids. Gene Ontology annotation, molecular function: protein binding. The record is from RefSeq and is a predicted model, not a curated record.